Prunus armeniaca (apricot) is the source of this 1266-nucleotide messenger RNA. The record is from the annotation of a GenBank genome assembly. Lineage: Eukaryota; Viridiplantae; Streptophyta; Magnoliopsida; Rosales; Rosaceae.
AUGCUAGUGUGGCUUGUUGGGCUCUGGGCUUACAAAUGUUUUCUGCUUGUCGGGGUUUGGUUUGACUUAAACACGGAACAAAACUUUGAACACUUUAUGAAUCAAUCUCUGUCAGUCGGUGUUGUAAGCGCGGGGUUGGGUUGCAUGCAACAAGUCCACAAAGAUUGUGGUGGUAUAAUCAGGCAGUGCAGCAGCAGCAGCCAUGCAAGGGGGAUCGUCGGGCAUCGGAUAUGGUCUGAAAUACCAGAGGUCCAGGCUAGAUGUAUAUCAGAUGUUAAAGCUGACACAGAUCAUACUAGCUUCAUCACCGGCACUCUCAGUCUCAAAGAAGAAAAUGAGGUGCAUUUGAUUCGGCUCUCUUCGGAUGGGACCGAACUCGUAUGCGAGGGUUUGUUUUCGCACCCCAACGAGAUCUGGGACCUUGCUUCCUGUCCCUUCGACCAGCGCAUCUUCUCUACUGUUUAUUCUACAGGUGAGUCACAUGGAGCAGCAAUAUGGCAGAUCCCCGAGUUAUAUGGUGAACUGAAUUCCCCUCAGUUGGAAAGAAUUACCUCCCUUGACUCACAAGUUGGCAAGAUUAAAUGCAUUCUUUGGUGGCCAUCUGGAAGACAUGAUAAGCUGAUCAGCAUUGAUGAAGAAAAUCUGUCCUUGUGGAGCUUAGAUUUAUCCAAAAAAGCUGCUCAGGUACAAUCACAGGAGUCUGCUGGCGUCAUGCACUACUUAUCUGGUGGUGCAUGGGAUCCUCAUGAUACGAAUGCUGUUGCAGCAACUUGUGAAUCAUCCAUCCAAUUUUGGGAUUUGCGGACAAUGAAGAAGACAAAUUCAGUUGAGCAUGCUCAUGUCCGCAAUGUUGAUUAUAACCCGAAGAAGAAACACGUGCUUAUGACUGCAGAAGAUGAAUCUGGGAUACGCAUAUGGGAUCUUAGGAAGCCGAAGGUCCCUAUCCAGGAGCUUCCUGGACACACACACUGGACGUGGGCUGUCAGGUAUAACCCUGAGUAUGACGGGCUGAUUUUGAGUUCCGGUACAGACUCAACUGUCAACCUGUGGUUGGCUUCUCCAUCUAGCAAUGAUGGCUUAAUAUCUGAAAGCCUGGUUGAUUCACCAACUAGACGGAUCGACCCGUUGCUGAACUCUUACAGCGACUAUGAAGAUAGUAUUUAUGGCCUAGCUUGGAGCUCUCGCGAGCCUUGGAUCUUUGCAUCAUUAUCCUAUGAUGGGAGGGUAGUUGUAGAAUCAGUGAAACCAUUUCUCUCGAGGAAAUAA